AUGGAGAACCGAGGGAAUGAUUUUCCUCAAUGUCCAGUUGGUAAAUUUGAUGGGAAAGGGAACUUCCAGCACUGGAGAUCUCAGAUGGAGCUCUUCUUCAAAAUAAUGGAGUAUACAGAGGUGGUGAUCAAUGGAUUUACAGAUCCAGGAGACCAAGCAAAUCUCACACAAAAUCAGAGGGAGGAACUGAUUCGAAACAGGAAGAAAGAUAACAGAGCCUUGAUGUAUAUUUAUGGAGCAAUUGAUUCUGAAAUCUAUGAGAAGAUUGCACAUGUUACCACAUCGAAGGAGGCCUGGGAUUGUGUGAUCAAUACCUUUGUGGGAAGAGAUAAAGUGAAGAAGGCCAAUGGGGAGGUUAUCAAAGAACUCCAGAUUGUGGAGAAAAUCCUUCGAACCUUGACGGAGCGGUUUGAAGGACAGGCCUAUGAACAAAGGCUGAAUGAGAAGUUGGAAAUGGUGAUUGAAGAAGCAUUGCAAACUCAGUUAAGCUUCAAAAAGGAGAAAAAUUGCUUGAGAAGGUCGGAGAACAAGCAGUUUCAUGCCAAGUUUGCAGAGGACAACAAUGACAGUGAAGAGACUUUGUUGAUGGCUUUUAGUGCUAUGAUUAAUGGUGAACAGAUCACAUGGUACCUGGACACAAGCUGUAGCAAUCAUAUGUCCGGUCACAAGGAGUUGUUCGUUGAGCUAAAUGAGUCAAUAUGGUCAGAGAUUACAUUUGGGAAUUCUGCAAGGAUGCCAGUUAAAGGAAAGGGCAAGAUUUCUAUCCAGCUGAAGAAUGGGAUGUACAACACCAUAUGA
Molecule: messenger RNA, 798 nt
Organism: Rosa chinensis
Lineage: Eukaryota; Viridiplantae; Streptophyta; Magnoliopsida; Rosales; Rosaceae
Exons: 4
Coding region: 1-798 (265 amino acids)
Source: RefSeq, a predicted model, not a curated record